This is a messenger RNA of Setaria italica (foxtail millet), 1096 nucleotides long. RefSeq lists its product as uncharacterized. The transcript has 2 exons. The record is from RefSeq and is a predicted model, not a curated record. The coding region runs from base 112 to 648 and encodes 178 amino acids. NCBI's taxonomy places the organism in Eukaryota, Viridiplantae, Streptophyta, Magnoliopsida, Poales, Poaceae.
CCUCCCCCCCCCCCCCCCCCUUCUCCCGGGGGCCGCUCUCCUCUCGCCCUCCGUCCUCCUCCCCCAUCCCGUGCCGAUCUCCUCGCGUCGGCGUCGGGAAGGAAGGAAGGAAUGGCGGCCGCGCUGCGGGCGCUGCUGCUGGCCGCCGCCGCCGCCGUCGUGCUUCUGGCGUCGGGGGCGCGCGGGGCGGCGGGGCGGACGGCGGCGGCGGAGGCGGCCAACGCGGUGCUGCGGGCGCACCAGCUCCCCGGCGGGCUGCUGCCCGCGGGGAUCACGGCGUUCCGGCACGACGCCGCCACGGGCGCGUUCGAGGCCGACCUGGCCGCGCCCUGCACGACGCGCUUCGAGGUCGAGCUCCGCUACAACGCCACCGUGGCCGGGGUCAUCAGCCGCGGACGGAUCGCCGCCAUCUCCGGGGUCGCCGCACAGGACCUCUUCAUAUGGUUCCCCGUCCACGACAUCACCGUCGACAUCCCCUCGUCUGGCGUCAUCUACUUCAACGUCGGCGUCGUCAAGAAGCACUUCCCGCUCGCCCUCUUCGACGCGCCGCCGGCCUGCACGCCCGACCGCCUCCUCCGCACCACCCCGCAGCGGCUGGAGGACGUCGACUUGGACGGAUUGCUCAUCAGCGGUUCGGCGUCGCAAUGAUGGAACGAACGGGCGAUUCGACAGCGGCGGCGAGCCAGAGACCAGAAGCGCAGUUUUGAGAGGAGACGAUCGCCGGUCGGGCGACGACGGUCGCCGCGGCGGCCGGCCCGGCCGGCUUCUGUGCAGAUAGAUAGCGUGGCCAUUCUUCCUGUUCCCUACUCCCUAGCUAGCAACCAACCCCCGUCCGCAUCGUUUCGUCACCUCUGUUCUCGUUGUCGUUCAUGUCCGUGUCCCUUGCGGGCGGAAGCCGCCGGCCGGUCGGCCGGCAGCCACGGAGAAUCCUGCUGAUUCGGCAGGCAGCGACGGGGGAGGGAAGCAUGUGCCCGUCUUCCUUCUGCACCUCAUCGUGCUCCGGUGGCCGUGGCGGCGGCCGUCGGCGAUAUUUUUCGCGGAAAUGGAUGGUUCUUGUACAUGUCAAGUCUUGGAAUGGUGAAUGCUUCCUUCUGUA